Molecule: messenger RNA, 3998 nt
Organism: Phodopus roborovskii (desert hamster)
Lineage: Eukaryota; Metazoa; Chordata; Mammalia; Rodentia; Cricetidae
Gene: Tbkbp1
Product: TBK1 binding protein 1
Exons: 10
Coding region: 769-2637 (622 amino acids)
Biological process (GO): canonical NF-kappaB signal transduction
Cellular component (GO): cytoplasm
Source: RefSeq, a predicted model, not a curated record
UCCGGCUCUUAGCCGAGGCUGGGGGAGGGGGCUGGGGCCUGCGCGGUCGGAACUCGCGCCUUCGGGCCGAGCCCCCCGGCCGAGGCGCACACACGCUCCGGCGCGGGCACACACCUCGGACAUUCCCAUAGUGCCUCACGUGACACUCGGCCCGAACGUGCCCACCCUGCCCACACGCUCACGCACGCGUGCUCACACGCGCGCGCACAACCUCUGGCCGCUUCCGAACUCCGCGCUGACCCCCCGCCCUCCGGCCCGCAAAUGCGCUCAUUGACGGCGGCACACCUACACUCAUUCACAGACACGCUCCCCCCACAUGCCAGCCACAGCCACACAUUCAUCCACAGGGCCGGGAGAAGUACACACGCACCCCCUCGCUGCCUACUCGUUUGGGAGCCCUGAGUCAUCCCUGCCCCCUCUCGGGGCUCCCCACUUCCCUAAGUGCAGGCACAGAGGGACAGGCUGGAGCCUCCUUUGGUGGCCCCCGUCCCCCUAGGCCCCCUUGCCCAGUGUGCUGCCUCUGACACUCAGCUAAGGACUUCCUGUGGGUCCCAGGUCAGGGGCCACCUGCGCCCGGACGGUUGCCACAGCCCCGGCGUAGCUAGGGAGGCGCUUCCUUUUCCUGAACUCUGGGAUCCUGCGGGAGGAAGUUGGGCGGGGGCCGCAGAGGCCGGGCUGACUGGUGGGACUGGCCUUCCUUAGGAGCAGGCGACAGAGGCCUGGGAUGGCCGCUGUCCAGGAGGCCCAGUGUGGGCUGAAGCUCUUACCAUGGAGUCCAUGUUUGAAGAUGACAUCAGCAUCCUGACCCAAGAAGCUUUGGGGCCCAGUGAGGUGUGGCUGGAUGGUCCUGGAGACUCCUCUCUUGGAGGAAACAUGUGUUCUGCCUCCCAUUUUGCUCUCAUCACAGCCUAUGGAGAUAUCAAGGAGCGGUUAGGGGGUCUGGAGAGAGAGAAUGCCACCCUCCGCCGUCGCCUCAAAGUCUAUGAGAUCAAGGCUUCUCUGAGGACUGCCCUUCCACAGUACCCGCUGAUCACUGACUUUGGAGAGGAGCAUGGCUUCCCUUUGUAUGAAAUCAAGGAUGGCUCCCUGCUGGAGGUAGAGAAGGUCAGUCUGCAGCAACGACUCAACCAGUUCCAACAUGAGUUGCAGAAGAGUAAGGAGCAGGAAGAGCAGCUCGGGGAGAUGAUCCAGGCUUACGAGAAACUCUGUGUGGAGAAAAACGACUUGGAGACAGAGCUGGGGGAGAUGCGGGCCCUGGUGGAGACCCACUUGCGGCAGAUCUGUGGUUUAGAGCAGCAGCUGCAGCAACAGCAAGGCCUCAGGGAUACAGCCUUCCCCAGCCUGAGCCCCCCACCUGCCCCUGCCACAACCUGUCCUGACCUGGACCUGCACUAUCUGGCUUUGAGAGGGGGACCUGCCUUGGGUCAUGCAGGUUGGCCUGGCCCUACCAGUGUAAGUGUGAGCGAGCUGGAGCGGAGGCAGCUGGAAGAAGCUCUGGAGGCUGCGCAGGGGGAGGCCCGGGGGGCUCAGCUGCGGGAAGAGCAACUCCAGGCUGAAUGUGAGAGGCUGCAGGGAGAGCUGAAGCAGCUGCAGGAGACCCGAGCCCAGGAUCUGGCCUCCAACCAGUCGGAAUGUGACAUGGCUUGGGUAAAGAGAGUUGGGGACGAUCAGGUGAACUUGGCACUGGCCUACACAGAACUGACAGAAGAGCUGGGCCGGCUACGGGAGUUGAGUUCCCUGCAGGGGAGGAUCUUGAGGACUCUGCUGCAGGAGCAGGCCCGGAACGCAGGCCAAAGGCACUCGCCGCUGUCACAACGCCACUCCCCGGCCCCCGCGUGCCCCUCACCCUCCCCACCUGCCCGACCGCAGCCCUGUGCCCCGUGCCAGUCCCCCGCCGCCCAGCGCCGCUCGCCCGUGCCCCCAUGCCCUUCGCCCCAGCAGCGCCGCUCGCCCGCCUCGCCCUCCUGCCCGUCGCCUGUCCCACAGCGCCGCUCGCCGGUGCCUCCAUCGUGCCAGUCACCCAGCCCGCAGCGCCGCUCACCGGUGCCACCCAGCUGCCCGGCCCCGCAGCCCCGGCCACCACCGCCGCCCGGGGAGAGGACGCUGGCGGAGCGUGUCUACGCCAAGCCGCCCAGCCACCACGCUAAGGCCGGCUUUCAGGGCCGCCGCAGCUACUCGGAGCUAGCGGAGGGCGCGGCCUAUGCUGGUGCCUCCCCCGCCUGGCUGCAGGCCGAGGCCGCCACGCUCCCCAAGCCCCGCACCUACGGCAGCGAGCUCUAUGGCCCAGGCAGGCCGCUCAGCCCGCGCCGAGCCUUCGAGGGCAUCCGCCUACGCUUUGAGAAGCAGCCAUCGGAGGAAGAGGAGUGGGCCAUGCCCGCCAGCCCUCCCAGUCCCGAAGCGGGCACCAUCCGCUGCGCCUCAUUCUGUGCAGGCUUCCCCAUCCCGGAGUCACCUGCAGCCACCUCCUAUGCCCACGCCGAGCACGCACAGUCCUGGCCAUCCAUCAAUCUACUGAUGGAGACGGUGGGCUCUGACAUCCGCAGUUGCCCCCUUUGCCAGCUGGGCUUCCCUGUUGGGUACCCAGAUGAUGCUCUCAUCAAACACAUUGACUCCCACCUGGAGAACAGCAAGAUCUAGGGCGUCUCUCCCCCAACUGGCUGUUUCUCUGCUCUCUCAUCACCCCCCCAGACACUCACUCACUUUGAAUGCUGCAUGAAUCUCGUGGGGGGCCCCUGCCCCUUGCGGUCCCCAGAUACCUCCACUAGCUACCGAGUCAAUGUGUGUGCCGUCUUCCCUGGUCCAGGCACCACUCAGCUCUGGCUCUUUCUUGGAGGCUGACCAAGGCUCUCUCCAUCUUCCUGGUUUCCUCUGGGGAGUGGAGAUCUGGUCUGGGAUGGGGAGGACAUACCCUCCACCUCUCUCUCUGCCUUUCUGUUUUCCAACAAGGUUGAAUCCAAGAGGAAGUCUAGUGUUUGGGGAGGGAGAGGAGGAGCGGCCAAGAGCUCUGGGAGCCCCUUCCUAACUGUCCAUAUUUCCUGGGCGAUGUUCUUCCAGGGAAGACCUCUUGAGAGGGUCACAGAGCUUGCCCUGCACACUGAUGCCAGCCCUCUGUCUCAUGCCCGACCAGCCUGGGGAUCAUGGUAUUGAGGAAGGAGCAUCUUGUUUCUUGUUAGUCUCUGCAGGCCAGCUCUGAUCUCCCCCUCUGCCCACUCUGGGGAGCAGGGAAGGUGACAGUGGGGUGGGAGGAGCCUGCAGGCCUUGGAUGAUCCACCCCAAAGGGGCUACCUUCUCCUGGGCCAUCUCCCUCAGUCCAGGGGACUGUCUGCCAGCCCUCACAGGCCUGGACCCUUCCAGAGGCCCUGGCACUAAGGUGCAGAUCAUCAAGGCAGAUGCCUCCAUGUUCCCCACUGCAGCUCCUGACACCAUAUGCGCCCUGGAGCCCAGUUGUGACUCAGCCUGUAUUUGCUGGGUGGGUGUCAUCAGCCCCUCCCUCCCAGGCCAGAACCUGAGAAUGGGCCCAGGGUGCUGUGGAGAUCAACUUCAAAAGAGCUAAUCCCCUUCCCAAACCCACCCACCCAACCCUAUAUUCCCUCUGUGAAAUCUACCUCAGAGUCAUCCCCUCAGAAAGACAGGGGAGUGGGAGGCUGGGGUCCCAGGCUGAGGUGGGAGCCUCCUGAGGGAGCCUGCUGCCCACUAUGAAUCCACCCCUCACUUGAGCCUCCCUGGGGCCUUGGCCAGCUGAUGGCAGUGGAAAACCACUGUCCAUCACAUGUGCCAUUCUGAUCCAAAUCUUCCAGGCCCUCUCCCCACACCCCUCCUUCCUCUGUGCAGGGGUGAGGGGUAUGUCAGCAGGGAAGGGGCCAAGGACUCCAGAGAUGCAUUGUUGUACCCUGAGUGUUCCCCAGGGAGGGGACAUGGGGAAGGGGGCUGUAGAGGGGAGAGAGGGCUCUUGUGCUCUCUGAACAAGUUGAAAGUCCAAAUAAAACUUACCUGUUCCA